AUGAAGGUUUUAUUAGUCUUUACCUUAAUCAUUGGUUUGAUUAAUGGCUUAGCAUACCCAAAAAAUUUCAAUGAAGAACAAGUUUCAAAUAUAUCACCAUAUACACCAUUUUGGUUCAGCCAAACUUUAGACCAUUUCGAUGACGAAAAUACCGAAUCUUUCUCACAAAGAUACUUUAUAAACGAUCAAUUUUACGACUAUACCAAUGGUGGUCCAAUUAUUUUAUAUAUCAAUGGUGAGGGUCCAGUCUCAUCAGCACCAUGUCAAACUGGUGAUGGCGUUGUUUUAUAUGGUCAAGCUUUAAAUGCAAUGAUUGUAACAUUAGAACACAGAUAUUAUGGUGAAUCAACUCCAUUCCAAGAUCUUACCACAGAAAAUUUAAAAUAUCUUUCAUCUGAACAAGCAUUAAAUGAUUUAGCAAUUUUUGUUGUUUGGUUCCAAAGUCAAUUAUCAAAUGCUGGUAAAAUUGUUACUAUUGGUGGAUCAUACAGCGGUGCUUUAUCAGCAUGGUUCAGAAUUAAAUACCCACACAUCACCAGUGGCUCAAUUGCUUCAUCAGGUGUUGUUAAUGCUAUCUUACAAUUCACUACUUUUGAUGAAUAUGUUGCUUAUGCAGCUGGUGAAGAUUGUUCAAAUGCUCUUAGAUUAGUUACCAAAGCUGUUGAGGAACAAAUCCUUGCAGGUGGUAGUGCCGAACAAAAAGUUAAACAAAUUUUCCAAGCUGAAUCUUUAACUGAUAACGGUGAUUUCUUUUAUUGGUUAGCUGAUUCAAUGGCUGAAGGUAUCCAAUAUGGUUUCCACUCUCAAUUAUGCAGCCCAUUAAUCGAAGCUAUGAAUAAUAAUGGUGAUAUGAUUUCAACUUAUUCAAACUAUACUAUCAAUGUUUGGGGUCAAUCAUUAGGUACCCCAGAAGAAUACUCUACUGUUUGGCAACAAAACACCACCGCUGACCCAGCCAAGGCUGAUAGACAAUGGUGGUUCCAAACAUGUGCUGCUUUAGGCUAUUUCCAAGAUGCUCCACUUUCAGGUAGUAUCAGAUCAUCAAUGGUUAAUAUGACCUACUUCAAAACCCAUUGCCAACAAGUAUUUGGUAUUCCAUUAUGGCCAAACACUGCUGCUGUUAAUAUCCACUAUGGUGGUAAUAACACUGCUGGUACUAAUAUUCUUUAUACAAAUGGUUCACAAGAUCCAUGGAGUCGUGCCUCAGUUAUUCAAACUAUUUCAGACAGCCAACAAUCUGUUAUGGUUACUUGCGAAAAUUGUGGACAUUGUGUUGAUAUAAGAGCAAGCUGCCCAGGUGGAUGUGCACAACCAAAUAACAUUGCUCAAGUUAGAGCCUUAUCAAUCAAGUUAUUGGAAUCAUGGUUAUCAUAA
Dictyostelium purpureum is the source of this 1374-nucleotide messenger RNA. RefSeq lists its product as uncharacterized. Gene Ontology annotation, molecular function: serine-type exopeptidase activity; dipeptidyl-peptidase activity. The transcript is spliced from 3 exons. Bases 1 to 1374 code for a protein of 457 amino acids. Lineage: Eukaryota; Evosea; Eumycetozoa; Dictyosteliales; Dictyosteliaceae. Gene Ontology annotation, biological process: proteolysis. The record is from RefSeq and is a predicted model, not a curated record.